AUCUUAUUGUAAGUUCAUUCUUGCUCGCUCUCCUUCACCUAUCGCGCCGCGUUCUCAUAUCCAGGGUGCGGAAGUCGGAAGCCAUUGGAAGGCCUGCACUUCUAGACCGACAUUUGAAAAGCCUCUUUCCUUUCUACUUGCAUGCAUGCUUCAAUAACCUACAGUUGCAUAAAUCAAUAAUUUUCUUCUUCCUCCCACCUCAGGACGCCAGAGACCUGAACACCAAAACCACACGGGAGUCUUCUGACACCGGACGCAAAAAUGGCUGCCGCUACAGGAGAAAGACUGUACUGGAAAGCCCUCAUCGGAGGCAGUUUGGGCUUCGUGACCUUCGGAUGGGAUGCGGGUGUGCUGGGCGGUGUUCUCCUCACGGAUGAAUUCCAGAGUGCGAUGGGAUAUCCCGACACCACCACCACUUCUAUGAUAACUUCAGUCUUCCUGUUGGCAUCAUGGCUGGGCUGCAUGAUUAUUGCUGCCUUUGGCAUGCUUCUGGGAAGGCGAACUUGGAUCCUGAUCGGUUGUGGCGUGCAGGUGGUCGGCACCAUUAUCUCUGCCUCAAGUUACAGCUCUGGUCAAUUGAUCGCGGGCAGAGUUUUAAUUGGCGUCGGGAAUGGCUUCAUGACUUCCAUGGUCCCCAUCUACGUAGCUGAGAUGGCGGUCGUUACCAACAGGCGUGGACAGGGAGUCAACAUGAUGAUUGCAGCCGCUAGUCUUGGCACAGCGCUCGCAUACUGGGUUGAUUUCGGCAUGGUCUUCGCCAAAACCCAAGCCGUGUGGAGAUUCCCCGUGGCGUUCCAAGUAUUCUGGGCCUUUGCUACUGUAGCAGUCCUGUACUCUAAUCCAGACACCCCGCGUUGGUUCUACGCCAAAGGCCGUACCGCCGAGGCCGAUUCCAUCCUCGAGCGCCUCUACGGCAAGUCAAUCACUGACAGCAAAGUCCAGCAAGCCAAGCUCGAUAUCUUGGCCUCUUUAGAGCUUGAGAGGACGGAGGCCGCUAGUCUGCGUAUCCAGGAUUUCAUCUGGGAUACCUCCGCGAUGCAGAGCGCGAGACGUAUCCGCACCGGCAUGAUCCUGGUUGGCAUGGCAUACUUGAUGGGUAUCGAUAUGAUCUUCUACUACACGUCGACCAUCUUCGAAGUCUACAUUGGCCUCAAGGCCCUGACCGCCUCUGGCCUAGCCGCAGCCGCCACCACCGUCCUCGCCAUCACCAACUACAUGGGUGUCUACUGGAUGGAGAAGUUCAGCCGCCGCACAUGGCUCAUCGUCGGUGCCGUCAGCCAAACGGUUUUCAUGGCUUCUUUCACAGGCUUGCUCUCCACUCCCGGCCCCGCAACUGGGGCCGCGGCCGCCGCCAUGCUGUUUUGCUGGAUUGCUGUUUUUGGUCCCACGUGGGGUCCCGUCACUUAUGUCUACUCUAGCGAGAUCAUGCCCCUGCGCUACCGCCACGUGGGCUUCGCACUCAGCGUCUCUUGUCAGUGGGUCAUGGCGUUCGUCACCGUGUUCGCGGGGCCGAUUGCUAUAGCCGAUCCCUCAGUGGGGUGGAAGACCUGGAUCUGGUUCUUGGUUUUUAACGUCAUCGCAAUUCCCUACGUCUACUUUUUCUGCCCGGAAACCCGUGGCCGUUCACUUGAGGAGAUCGACCUCAUUUUUAUUUCCGACAGCCUGCGGGGCACCGAGUCAGCAAAGGUCCUGGAGCAUACCGAAGACCGCGUGGCGGUGGAAAAUAUGGCCGAGACAAAAGAUUCGGGAAGCGACAACGCGGCGAGUGCGGAUGAAAAGAGCUCACCUGUGUAGUUUGCUUCAUUGCACCAUUCAGCAGUUCGCUCGCUUUGGCGACGUGUAGUGGAAAGAUACGACCUUUUAGGUGUACUCUGUGUAGUCUCUUACCCGUGUAAAUAACAGUACUAAUCAUAAUAUAUGGAGGGCAGGAUUAGUUGUCGGAUGAUGUCAAAUUGUCAAUUGCCAACUUCUAAAGAGUGGAGAUCAGGCCUAGGCGUAGAGUCUUUUGAAUCAAGAUCCGUUUACGCCAAAGGUGUGGCGUUGAUAGAAACCUGCAUGAUUGUCUCAAAGCAUUUGGC
Messenger RNA from Amorphotheca resinae ATCC 22711, 2078 nucleotides. RefSeq lists its product as hypothetical. Gene Ontology annotation, biological process: carbohydrate transport; transmembrane transport. Gene Ontology annotation, cellular component: membrane. The transcript is spliced from 6 exons. The coding region runs from base 262 to 1794 and encodes 510 amino acids. The record is from RefSeq and is a predicted model, not a curated record. NCBI's taxonomy places the organism in Eukaryota, Fungi, Ascomycota, Leotiomycetes, Helotiales, Amorphothecaceae. Gene Ontology annotation, molecular function: carbohydrate:proton symporter activity.